UUUUCUGUUGACUUCCUCAGUUUUGUUCCCAAAAUUCCGCUUCUGUACAUACUUUUAUUUGUAUAUACACUUAUGCAUAUACACAGAGACAGAUCAUUCUUUAUAUUAAAAAAAAAAAAAAGUAAAAAUCUUAUUUUCUACUCUCAGGUCACAAAAAAAAAAAUAUUUUUCUUUAUGAAAAUUUAUGCUGCUAUAUUUGAGAACACUAUGUACCUGUAAGAAAACUAAUCCUUUAGGUGUCCUGUUAAGCUUACUGAACUCAGUUCAGACAGUCUGAAGAACCAGCUAACUGUGAACUGACUUACACAAAUGGUUGUCAUGGGACUGCCUUCUUUUUCCACAGUGGCAAAGGGAGUAUAGCAUGAGCCACGCACUUCAUGUGGGUUGGCUGCUUUUGAAACCUUAGCUAGCAUAUUCUCUGUUUAUACAGGAAUGGAUUAAAAAAAAAAAAAAUUCAAAUAGUCUUCAGUUACCCACUAUAUUUCUCGCGAUCUAUGCAGAGUUGUUCUCUGGGUAGUCUCCAGCAUGUUGUCAUGUUUGAAUACCUUCUUUGGUAUUUCACUCUACUUCCCUCCUCAUUAGAAAUAAGAAAAAUAAUAUAAAGAUAAGGUAAUGAUUUGUUUGUUCCUUUUCCUCAAUACAGGAAAGUAUGACCAGUAAUCUGAUCCAGUAUGCAAAGACUGAUACGUGAGUCAACUUGUCUUACCUAAGAACUCUGGACUCUUUUCUUGUGGGUGCAUAGCAACAAGUGCUUUUGUUAUUUGUUUUACUGUACGUCAUUUUUCUUAUCACAGUCUGUAGCUUUAUCCACAUAUAUCACCUUAAAUUGGCUGCAUGUCAUGGAAUGCUAACAAUACAGCAAAGACUGUACACAGCAGCUCUGUCUGAAAUACUAUUACUAACACUGGCUUAUUUCUUCAAGACCUAUCAAAUAGAUUUAUCAUGGCUAAGCUUUUCAAAAAUGAAAAAAAAACUCAAGCUCAUAUUCAGGCACAGAAAAGGCACUGUUUCAAAAGCUCUUAGGACUUUCAAGCUUUCAAGAAGUCCCUGCACUGUGCUUAUUUAUCAAACCACUUUUCUAAAAACCCAAGUAGUUGCUUACGUAGAGAUUUAGGAUAUUCAGUUGAAGUAGGCAUAUCUGGGAAUCUUGGUUUAUGUGUCCAAGGAUCACUGAAAGUAGACUGGGCUUUGAGAGACAUUUGGGCUUCUUUGGUAAAAUAAAUUUCUAUCAAAAGCAAUUAGUUUAAGGUUUGUAAAAUCCUCAUUGUAAUUACAAUAUUCAGUAUGUUAUACUCAAUGUAUUCUGAUUUUAGAACCCCUAGAAAAUAUGCUUAUUAGAUGAGAAAUUUUAUGCCAUAGAGUGGACUUCUCUGAAAUUGAGAUAGUUUUAUAACUCUGCUUCUCCCUCCCAUGCAGUUCCUGUGUCUCACCUCUUUUGUCACCGUGAAGCUGCUGCUUACCUUGGCUUAUUCACUCAAUGUUUUUUUUUUUUUUUUUACUAUACCAAAUUCUAUGAAAUCCCUUUGAGAUCCUUUUUAGACUUCCCUUUGUUUUCCUCCCUGGAGGGCAGGUAAUGUAUCAGAGCCAGCUCAAUGUUUAACUAAUGUCUCACAGAGCGGGAGAAAAAAGGGAAGGGAGAGUACGUCACGCAGGAGGAGGGUCGCAGAGAAAAAUGAGCUUGCCUGAACUCCUCACGUGCAGAGAGACAGACUGCUAGGGAUCAGGUUCUUCUCAGCGGGGGCUCAUCUCUCCUGCCGGCUGGCUGUGAUGCAGGAGGCAGCUGGAGUCUUGAAGGAGGGCUUCCUCGUCAAACGGGGACAUAUCGUUCAUAACUGGAAAGUAAGAUGGUUCGUUCUGCUUCAGGAUAAGCUCCUGUACUAUAAACUUGAAGGAGGCAAGAAGGAAUCUUCUCCAAAGGGCAGGAUCCUCUUGGAUGGCUGCACUAUUACUUGUCCAUGCUUGGAAUAUGAGAACAGACCGCUACUCAUCAAACUAAGGACAAAAACCAACACAGACUAUUUCCUUGAAUGUUGCUCUAGAGAGGAGCGAGAUUCUUGGGCUUUGGACAUCACUGGAGCCAUUCAUGCUGGUCACCCAGUGCAGGUGCAAGAGCUUCACAGAAUGAAGAACUCUUUCAAACUGCUGGAGAAUAUCAGCCUCCACCACAUAGUGGAUAAAAUGCGUGACAGCAGUACUGGAAUUAAGCUGACUCGCAACUUGGAGCAAGGCAACAGAUACAAAGAGACCUUCACAGGCUCUGCCCUGGUGGACUGGCUCAUCUCCAACAGCUUUGCUGUGUCGCGGUUUGAGGCUGUCACCUUGGCUUCCAUGUUGAUGGAGGAGAACUUCACCAAGCCCGUGGGAGCCCGCAGCAUAGAGGCCAUGCGCUACAGCGACCUCUCUGAGCAGUUCCUCGACGACUCCACCGCGCUGUACAUGUUUGCUGAGAGCAGUAAGAAAAUGCUCAGCACCAAGGAAGAGCUACAAUUUAACAUCUCAGAAUUAAGUGGCAUGAUUGUGAAGCAAGGAUUCUUAGUGAAACAGGGACACAAGAGGAAAAACUGGAAGGUGAGGAAAUUUGUUCUGAGAGCUGAUCCUGCUUUCUUGCACUACUAUGACCCCACUAAGGAAGAAAACAAGCCAGUAGGUGGAUUCUCUCUUCGUGGCUGUCUUGUCUCAGCUCUGGAGGACAAUGGAGUCCCAGCAGGAGUGAAGGGCAAUGUACAAGGCAACCUUUUCAAAAUCAUCACCAAAAAUGACAUUCAUUAUUAUAUCCAGGCCAGCUCCAAGGCAGAGCGAACACAAUGGAUUGAGGCAAUCAAACCACUGACAUGAGUAAGGUGGACUCAAUAGCAAAAGAAAAGUCACACUUGUGACCAAGUUUCCUGCUCCCUUUGUCUGGCCUUUUUUUUUUUUUUUUUUUUUUUACUUUGGCAUUUUAUUUUUGUUAUUUGUAUUUCCAUAACACCUAGCAAAUUCCUGACAGACCAGAAUUCUAGGUGCUUAGGAGUCAUACAGAUAUGGAAUAAUUCUCCACCAGGAAUUUACCAUCCAACAAAGAGACAAAGGACAAUAGGUGGAUACAGACAAAUGAUGUUUUACAAGGAAACAAUGAGAUAUACUAUUCCAAGGUGGAAGAAAAAAGAAUCUCUUGUACAAGUAUUCAGUGUAUAUCUGACAGAUCCAGGUUGUGCUUUAUUCCAAAGCAGAAAUUUCUUGCUCCUUUCCCCUUUAUAAAGGGGCUCAUAAACUUAAUUAUUUUACAUGGAUUGAAUCAAGGUGUGUGAAUAACGUCACAGUCUGAAAGGUCCUGGUGUCUGAGACUGUGUGAUACACUGUGAAAGAAUUUUGUGCUAAGUCACAAUUACAUGCCGCGAUAAUUGCUACUGGGAAACAGACUGGGAGUCUCUGUCUAUCCAUCUGCUCUACCAUUUGGCUCUCUGUUAUGCCAGAAAAGACCAAAGGAUUCUCAUCUCCGGUACAUCCAUUAUUCUUGUGCUGUUAAUAACCCAUGGUAUGACAUGAUCCUGAGUAUCAGAUCAGUGGCAGUUAUUCCAAACAAUGGCUGGUGCUGACUGUAGCGGAAAAAAUCACUCAGCCCUAAAAGCAAGACUUCCUCAUGUUUAUCACCAUGAAUCCAUUUAUGUGGAGCACCAUGUGGACUGAGAACUCUAAUAGCAAUUCUCAUUAUUGCCUUUUUUUUUUUUUUUUUUACUUUAAGCCAUUACAUUUUCAAUUAUUUGUCUAGCAAGCUUGACUCUGAUAUCAUUAAACAUAUAUU
Messenger RNA from Oxyura jamaicensis (ruddy duck), 3781 nucleotides. RefSeq names its product pleckstrin 2 (gene PLEK2). NCBI's taxonomy places the organism in Eukaryota, Metazoa, Chordata, Aves, Anseriformes, Anatidae. The coding region runs from base 1768 to 2835 and encodes 355 amino acids. The record is from RefSeq and is a predicted model, not a curated record. Gene Ontology annotation, cellular component: plasma membrane. Gene Ontology annotation, biological process: intracellular signal transduction; actin cytoskeleton organization. The transcript has 9 exons.